UUGAGACAGAAACUCCGGACAUGAAUUAGUCUUGUUAAACUUUGCUGCCAAUCCGAUUCUUCUUGAGAUUUAUUUUUGACCUACACCUUUUUAACCUUCCAUUCAGCAUUUACAGAGGACCACGUGCAAUAGUCCAUUCAUGUAACCCUUCACAAUCUUUGAACAUGUAAUUUUUAUUAUUAUUUUACGUUUUUGGGGCAUGCUAAGAGUUGCUGCGACGCACUGGAUGAAAAAAGGGCAUCCAAAACUGUUUUCGUUUGGAAGGUCUGAUAAGAAGUUGCACAGAUUCAUGGAGAAGACACUGACAAUAGGUCUGACUCUGUUCCUGGCGCUUUGUGUGGAAGCUGGAGGACGAAAGGAUGGCGAUAAACGUUCAUCGCGCUCUUCAGACAUAAAAGCGGGGCGUUGCUCCUACACGUUCAUUGUUCCACAGCAAAAGCUCACAGGGGCGCUGUGUUUGAACACACCGCCUGCUACGACCAACCAGUCUGAGGUAGCAGCGCUGCGAGCGGAGCUCAAACGGCAGCAGGAACAGAUGGAAAGGCUCCAGGUCCAACUGGAGCAGGAGGGGGCCCUUGCCAUGGAGGUGAGAACCCUGAGAAAGGAAAGUAGCAACAUGACUUCACGCAUUACCAAGCUCUACGCCCAACUGCUACAGGAGGUCAUACACAAGAAAGACAAAGCACUGGAGCAGCAAAGGCUGGAGAACCUCCUACUCAAUGCUACAACACAGGCUUUGCAGGUCUCCAAUAAUUACAGAGAGCUGGAGAAGAAAUAUGGAGCCCUCACCUCCAUGAUGAGCUCCCAGAACCAGUUUAUUGCCCGCCUGGAAAAGCAGUGCCAGUGCAGGGAAUCCACACAGUCCUCUCUGGUGACGACUGAACCACCAAAAAGCCAGCCUAAUGUGCAUCCUAAUUACAGCUCAGAGCCCAACGAAAUGACCAAUGAUGUUCAAAGGGACCAAAGUGCUCCUCCUCUGCGGGAAGCAAAAAGAGUGGGGACUCAUUCCUUCCCCACCACUACCACCAACACUCCUACUGACCUACCCGUCAUUAGCUUCCCUGUCACAAAAACUCCAGGACCAUGGCGAGACUGCCAACAUGUGUUGGAAUCAGGUGAGACCACCAGUGGGAUCUACCUGCUUCGCCCGCAGAGUGCCAACCGUCUCCUGCAGGCGUGGUGUGAGCAGAGUCAGGCUCAGGGAGGGUGGACUGUCAUCCAGAGGAGACAGGAUGGAUCCGUCAACUUCUUCAGGACCUGGGAGCAGUACAAGCAAGGCUUCGGGAACCUCGAUGGAGAGUACUGGCUCGGCCUGGAACACCUCUACUGGCUCACUAAACAGGCUCGCUAUAAGCUGCGGGUGGCCCUGGAGGACUGGCAGGGUCGGCAGGUGUUUGCUGAGUAUGACAGCUUCCACCUGGAGCCAGAGAGCGACUGGUACAGACUGCGGUUAGGACAGUACCACGGCAGCGCCGGGGACUCCCUCUCAUGGCACAACAACAAGGCCUUCACCACUUUGGAUCGAGACAAGGAUGGCUACACAGGUAACUGUGCUCAUUACCAGAAAGGAGGCUGGUGGUAUCACAUGUGUGCGCACUCCAAUCUGAAUGGUGUGUGGUAUCGGGGCGGACACUACCGGAGUCGCUAUCAGGAUGGGGUCUACUGGGCAGAGUUCCACGGAGGCUCCUACUCCCUCAAACGAGUUUCUAUGAUGAUCAAACCCACAUAGCGGUGUUGCUCCAUGGACACGUGACACAGAAACACAGAGUAUUAUGGAUGAUCCUCAGACAUAUCCAGAGGCAACCAAACAAUUCAACCCUUCACCGAGUCUGUUUAAUGAAUAAAGUGAGAAAUGAAUUCAGUGACGUGACUAUGACCUCUGAAUUACUCAAUGAAGCUGCACUACAUUGACGAAUAUGACAAGUUUGUGUUACAAUUUCCUAAAAUCCAAAAUUAGAUGUAGUCCAUGUUGCAUUUUACUUUUCAAUAAAAUCCUGUGCAAUUAG
Molecule: messenger RNA, 2006 nt
Organism: Mugil cephalus (flathead mullet)
Lineage: Eukaryota; Metazoa; Chordata; Actinopteri; Mugiliformes; Mugilidae
Gene: angptl6
Product: angiopoietin-like 6
Exons: 7
Coding region: 200-1729 (509 amino acids)
Source: RefSeq, a predicted model, not a curated record